Mytilinidion resinicola is the source of this 372-nucleotide messenger RNA. RefSeq lists its product as uncharacterized. The coding region runs from base 1 to 372 and encodes 123 amino acids. Lineage: Eukaryota; Fungi; Ascomycota; Dothideomycetes; Mytilinidiales; Mytilinidiaceae. The transcript is spliced from 2 exons. The record is from RefSeq and is a predicted model, not a curated record.
AUGAUUGAGCUCACAAAUGAAGAAGAGAAGACGCAGCACAACAAGCUUUCCACCACUUUUUAUACCGAGCUAGGAAUACUCAAGCCAGCCGCCAUCUCAAUCCUCUUCUUUGUAGAUGAGCGCACCAUCAAGAACGCAUUUGAAGUAGCCAAGGGCAAUUUUGACAUUGCAGUAUCCGACUUGAUAGACGCAAAGAUUUGCAGCACCUCACCAGCUUCCAGUCCGUCGUCUCAGCCGUGCGACCCGCAACAAGAGGGAGACUACGGCAAGCCUUCCUUGACAACAUGCCCUUCUCGAACUGUCGCAAACGCUGUCGCGAUCUCCAGCUGCUUCGCGUGGCUCAUUGACCUCGGCAUACCGAGCCGACUUUAA